Messenger RNA from Cucumis sativus (cucumber), 707 nucleotides. Its product is annotated as RNA polymerase II transcriptional coactivator KIWI. Gene Ontology annotation, molecular function: transcription coactivator activity; DNA binding. Gene Ontology annotation, cellular component: nucleus; transcription regulator complex. The coding region runs from base 135 to 419 and encodes 94 amino acids. The transcript is spliced from 3 exons. NCBI's taxonomy places the organism in Eukaryota, Viridiplantae, Streptophyta, Magnoliopsida, Cucurbitales, Cucurbitaceae. Gene Ontology annotation, biological process: positive regulation of transcription initiation by RNA polymerase II. The record is from RefSeq and is a predicted model, not a curated record.
UGCGUUUGUGAUGCGUUUUUGUAUAUUACGGGAAUUCCGCGGCAUUGAGUUGGUAAGUGUUUUGAGGAGCAAAGAGUUUGUGAAGAAGUAGAAGUCGAAGAAAAGAAAGCAAGCAAAAAAAAGGAGGAAGAAAAAUGUCUGCAAGUGGAAAGCGAAAGGGCGAUGAAGAUGACGUAUCCGAAGGAGAUGCUCCUCCUUCCAAAACAUUCAAGAAAGAUUCUGACGAUACCGAUGAAAUCGUUGUUUGCGAGCUUUCAAAGAACCGUAGGGUUAUGGUCAGGAACUGGCAAGGAAAGAUUGUUGUCGAUAUUCGCGAGUUUUAUGUCAAAGAUGGCAAGCAGAUGCCUGGAAAGAAAGAAAAAAAGAAUAAUCUUCUGCUUUCUGUAAUGGCGGUCUUCUGCAGUGGAACGUUCUUCUAAAUCACGUAGAAGAAAUUGACAAGGCUGUUAAUGAAAACUCGUCAGGAGAUUAGAACAUGCAUCUUUUGUUGAUAUGUGUAGCAAGUGUAUUGCUCCGUAGGGUUAAGGACGAAACUGUGACCUUUUGUACAGCCAAUGGGCUUGUUUUUGGUGGAAAUGAACACUAGAGAGCAGGCAUAUUAGCAUUUAUGUAUACAUUAUCACUGGAUCAAUAUUUUGAGUUGUAGACCAGAGACAUUAUAUUAUUAUAAUAUAGUAUGGGCUAACAGAAAAUAUUACUACUCUCAA